This is a messenger RNA of Symbiodinium sp. CCMP2456, 1416 nucleotides long. The record is from the annotation of a GenBank genome assembly. NCBI's taxonomy places the organism in Eukaryota, Dinophyceae, Suessiales, Symbiodiniaceae.
AUGCAGCAACUGAAGGGUCACGAGGAACAGACUGGCCCACGCCGCCCGGUGGGUGGACAUUAUGGUGCUGUGAAGCACCGAGAGGCUUGGCCGGAGCUCCUCGCACGCGAGCACGCUGAGAUCGGCAGCAGGGAGCAGCCCUUUGUCGUCAUCAUCGGUGGGGCCCAGUCGGGCAUCGUGUUGGCGGCUCGUCUCCAGAAUCUUGGCGUCCCCUACAUCGUCCUGGAGAAGAACCCAAGCCCAGGCCACCAAUGGCGGCACCGAUACAACUCGCUGUGCUUGCACGAUCCUGUUUGGGUAUGCCACCUGCCAUACCUGCCGUUUCCGGCGCAGUGGCCCUUGUAUGCUCCGAAAGAUAAAGUGGCAGACUGGCUUGACUUCUACGCUCAGAUGCUGGACUUGAAUGUGUGGGCCAACUCUCUCUGUGAGUCAGCAUCCUGGAACGAGAAGACCAAAGACUGGACUCUUUGCGUGCGGAGAGAAGGCAAAGAGAUCGUGCUGCAGCCGAAGCACGUCGUCAUGGCAACUGGACAUCACGGCCCGCCAAACGUUCCCACGUUCCGCGGAUCUGAGAACUUCCAAGGCGAGUUGAUGCACUCUUCCUCAUACCAAGGAGCCGCUGCUUUCGCUGGAAAGAAUGUCGUCGUGGUGGGAUCGAACACGUCGGCACAUGAUAUUUGCCAAGAUCUAUGGGAGCAUGAUGCUGCCGUUACCAUGCUCCAGCGCGGCUCCACAACUAUCGUUUCUGCCGCAGCCCUGAGGGAGGUCCUCCUCAAGGACCUCUAUUCCGAGGAAGCGCUGGCCACGGGCAUGACGACCGAAAAGGCGGACUUGAGAUUUGCAUCGGAGCCCUACGCAGUGGUCAUCGAGGGCAUGAAGGAGGCCUGCUCGAAGAUGAAAGAGUUCGACAGAGAGUUACUGCAAAAGCUGGAAAAAGUUGGCUUCCAGAUGGACUUCGGGGAGGACGACACCGGCAACUUUGUGAAGUACCUUCGCACCGGCAACGGCUAUUACUUCGAUGUCGGCGCAUGUGAGCUGGUGGCCAACGGCAGCAUAAAGCUGAAGGUGGGGUCCAUUGACCACAUCUGCGAGAAUGGUUUGGCAAUGGAGGACGGCUCCAUGCUAUCCGCGGAUGUCAUCAUUCUGGCCACAGGCUACCAGUCUAUGGCGAAACCCUUGGCGCAGAUCUUCGGCGAGGAGAUUGCGCGGAAGGUGGGCCCUGUUUGGGGUCUGGGUUCCGCCACCCGCGGCGACGCGGGUCCUUGGGAAGGAGAGCUCCGGGCCAUGUGGAAGCCAACCGGCCAGGAGAACCUUUGGCUUCAUGGGGGCAACUUCAUGCUCAAUCGCCUCCACUCGCAUCACCUUGCGCUGCAGCUCAAAGCCCGCCAGGUGGGCUUAAACCCCACGGUCUUCUGA